Molecule: messenger RNA, 2518 nt
Organism: Paramuricea clavata
Lineage: Eukaryota; Metazoa; Cnidaria; Anthozoa; Malacalcyonacea; Plexauridae
Source: the annotation of a GenBank genome assembly
CUCUAUGUUCAGUCCAUUGAUGGUUCUCAUUUAUAUUUUAAUCAUGGCUGACAAACAAUGUGUGCUUUCCGAGGACGAUAUUGGUUCUGUUAAGAUAGAGGAUGAAUUGUCUAGUCUAACAGAAAUCACAACACUCGUCGGGCAUCAACUGAAGGAGGAAAAUGAAUGUAGGUAUAUGACAUACGGCAAAUGCUUCGAUGCUCUUUGUUUACAUAAAUUUUACAUGCAGUCAUGAUCAUUAAAAAACAAUGAUUUGUGGUUGCAUGCUUGCGAUUAUUAAAGCGUAGAUUUGGAGUAUGAAUCAUACCCCUGGAGUAACACGCGAGGAUUACAUUUCAUUUCUAUACAGAUUAAACCUUUGCGAUAGAAUAUAAUGGUCAUGCGACUUGACUGAUGCAAAUUUAAUACAAUGCCACGCUGCUGUUGGCGUUGGCGUUGGGUUUAUAGUAGACCACUUGACUAUUCCUCAAGUUUCUUUAGCCAAGAAAAAUUUGAUGUCUCGAUGUAUAAGUAUACGUGCAUGACACUUGCGCGUUACAUGGGAUGAAACACUGGAAAAAUUAUUGGAAUAUUUAAAUUUACGUUAUUCAUUUUAGAGCAUGCGCAGUGAAGGUAAAUUGAUCACGCUUUCCGAAAGAUGAGGAUCAUAGAUAUCUAUGAUGAGGAUACAUUUUGUAUAAAUGAGCCAGUAAUUAUAAGGCCCUUUGCUAAACGAAUAUGUGUUUACCGUUAAUAUGUAGACAAGUCAACUCGUGUUAUUUAGCAGCAGGGUUGAGCCCAAUAGCGAUGAGGGUUUUGUCGAAUCAACUUGUCGAUCUUGCCGAGCGCGCCACAUUUUACUGACUCGAAUCCUUCGUGGACUUCAUGUGAAAUAGCCAGACUUAAACAUUGGCCAUGCAUUAUAAAUUUAUAAUCGAUGGCUUUUCCGUGUUUGUUUAUGCGUUGUAUGCGUAAUCGAAAUAGUUGUGGGGAAACAUUGUGAGAAAAUUAAUUUUAAAUUAGUGCAUACCGUCCGUCAUGUAGUUUUUCGCGCCAAGGAGAUGCAAUGCGAGACAAAUUACAAUGCAUUACGAUGCGAGUCGUCUUGUAGCAAGUCUAACCGUAUUGAUAAAUUGACUGCUGCGAAACUGUGGAGAGUAUGGAUAAUAGAAUGACUGUACUUGUAUUAGUUGUAUAUGAAACAAAUAGUUCGAAAGCUGACUAGAAUUUCCCCACGAAGACCGAAAGUUGGCCCCAGUUCCAAAAAAAUGUAAACAACAAUUCGAGCCUGUACUCUAACGUUCUUCAAACAAACAGUAAAACCAUCAAACGGUCAACGUCUGCUGGCACAUUGUCAAAAAGCAUGAAAAGUAAUAUUUGGAGAUGCGCUAAUUUUGUUUGUUUGUUUUUAAAUUAAUAAUGUUUUGUGCUCAAAAACCGUAUUCAUAUCCUUUUAUAGUAUAAGAUUCUCGGAUAUACAGCACCCCAUGCACCCCCGCCCUCACCGUAAUUGUCACCGCACCAACCUGGUGGCGACCAGGAAAUAUUUUCUGCAUGAUAUCACUGAUAUGUAUUAUUUGAAAUUGUCCAGAUGUUUUGACAAAAUAAGGAAAUUUAAUAUAUGUAAAUAGACCAAACAAUCCAUCUCGCAUGUAUAUUGGUUGUCCUGUAUAUGCAACGAGUCUUUCGUUCAGCUCGCUGUGAGCUUUUUGAGAGGAGGGGGGGGGGAGGGGGUCAGGGGUACUGCAGAAAUUUGCCCGCGCUGACCCGGAUAAUAAUCAUGUGUCCAACUCGAGAAGACAUAAAACAGCUGAACAAGGCAAGAACUUGAAAGGAGGGCUCUCUGCCAGGGCCAGAGAGGUCGAGGCAACAUAUAGUAUGCAGGGUGCUGUUACACAGCAUAAUUAAAAUAUUGACCAGGAAGGGUGUAAGGAAAACAUUAUGGAGUACUAGGCGGAUGUAGCCACGUCGCUGCUCAUGAUACAGCAAGAGUAUAAUUUUAUUAAUUUGAGACUUGGACUAUGGACAUAAAGCUAUAAGAGGGGAUGAAACCUCUUGUCUUGAGGACCACCCCAUCUCAGUAUACAAUUUAUGAAUUUAACGAAUUUGUGUAUUUUGUUUAUGUAUUACAUCCACGAUAUUACAAGCAUGUUUCUAUUUUCGGACCUUUUUAUUUAGUAAUGUAGUAUUUGGUAUAUAUAACAGUUCAUUUGGAAAAUGAAGAACUAUAUAACUAAACCACUUGCUGAUGAAUAAUCUGUAAUGGGCUUUUAACGCUUUUUGUUAACGAACGUUGGUGUUUGCGAAUGCCGACCUCUGUUUCAAUUUGUUAAAAAUUAUUUGAGAUAUUUAAUCUUUUCACCGGUGACGCAGAUGCCAAUUUAGAAUAUACUGUAUAUGUUUUUGGUAAUUCGAUGCUGUGAUAUAUCUUCACUCAGAUUCCUUAUAUCCUAUUUUAUAUUUUAUUUAGCUUGGUGGGCUUGCAACAAAUAUGAAGUUAACGACGAGCAUAUGAAAACUAUUUUAACAAUCGAUGAAG